Molecule: messenger RNA, 252 nt
Organism: Parnassius apollo (apollo)
Lineage: Eukaryota; Metazoa; Arthropoda; Insecta; Lepidoptera; Papilionidae
Source: the annotation of a GenBank genome assembly
AUGUUUUACGUAUUGACUCAACUACACAAAGAAUUUGUUGCACUCCGUUUAGUAUCGUGGAAUUAUUUGGAAGCAGGUCAUGGAAAAGGCGCACCUGAUGGCCUUGGAGCUGUAUUGAAAAGAAAAUCUGAUAGAAUAGUAAAACAAGGAGAGGAUAUUGGCACAUUUCAGAAAUUUGUUAAAGUUUUUCAGACCAACGAACCACAUAUCACUAUUGAAAUUGUGAGCAAUGAUGAGAUAGUACCUAACUAA